UUGUGUCAAUGCAGAGCUCGGUGAGGCUCACCGGCAACUUGCGCCAAUCGACGACCCGCUUCAUCGCCAUGAUGGCCUGAAUGGGUUUGAAUCUGUGUUAUGUAUCGAUAAAAAUGAGAUGAAUACAAGAGAUAUUACAGAUCAGCACCGACAAAUGGGAGAGCAUUGUUCUGUUAGCGGCAUCUAUAGAGGCGGAACAUUGCAAUAGUGGCGCUGUAACCAAGGGCGCCGAGUCCCUGAUAGUGGCCACCGCUAUGGGGACUUGCACGCGUCUCUAAACACUAGCCGCAGAUAAUCCGGCAGACCCUUCCAGCGCACGGCCUGCUAGCACAGAAGGGGCAUAGCGCACAUCUUGCAAAAAAGCUCCAGCCUCGCCUCCAUGCAAAAGUAUUGGCAAAGGAGCUUUUGGCCAGGAUAUCUUGCGGCAACUUCAUCGACGUUUCUGCUCCACCACAGAGCUCGCCAUCAUCAAUUCCAAAGAGCCGUCCGAUCGCUACCGUUUGCGAGAAGAUAUCGCAGCCAUGAACGGCGAUAGUUACUCGUCUCGAGAUGGGGGGCGAAGGAACCGAGAUUAUGGUGGCUCAAGAGGCGAACGAGACGACCGUCGUGACCGACACAGAGGAGACCGUGAUCGCCGACGCUCUAGAUCACCAGAUCACCGCAGCCAUCGCCGCACAGAAGGAGACGUUGACGCAUACUCUUCAAGUCGCAGCCACCGUGAUAGAGAACGUGAGGACAGAUACUCAUCGGCGCGCGACCGUCGCGGCGACCGCGAUUGGGACCGUGACCGAGGUUCUUACCGCAGAGACGCCCGACGUGACGAUGACGAGAGACCCAGCCGACGAGAGCGAGACCCUUACGAUGACCGUCGAAGAGGAGGACGAGACAGGCGCGAUGAUGGGUUUGCAAGACAGCAAGAGCAGCAGCAGCCGCGUCGCAGCCCAUCACCUCCAAAGAAAAGAGAACCCACCCCUGAUUUGACGGAUGUCGUCCCUAUCCUCGAGCGAAAGCGACGCCUUACACAAUGGGACAUUAAGCCUCCUGGCUAUGACCUCGUGACGGCUGAGCAAGCCAAGCUUUCUGGAAUGUUUCCUCUUCCAGGUGCUCCUCGCCAACAGCCUAUGGACCCAACAAAGCUGCAGGCCUUCAUAACCCAACCUGGUGGCCAAGUCACUAGCGCAGGUCUCAAAGCCAGCAAUUCUCGCCAGGCAAAGCGUCUUCUUGUUUCCAAUGUUCCUAGUGGCGCUGGCGAAGAUGCUUUGAUCUCAUUCUUCAACCUGCAACUGAACGGCCUAAAUGUCAUUGAAAGCUCCGAUCCUUGUGUCCUUUGCCAGUUUUCUGCAGACCGAGCAUUUGCAGUCUUGGAGUUUAGAAAUGCGUCUGACGCAACUGUUGCGCUUGCCUUGGACGGCAUCUCAAUGGAGGCUGACGAUGCCAUGAAUGGUACCGCCGAUGGUGUAAGCUCGGGCUUGAACAUUCGCCGACCCAAAGACUAUGUCAUGCCCGCUCUACCAGACGAGAUGCCUUUCGACCCCGAGGUCAUAUCAAAUGUCGUCCCUGACACCGUGCAUAAGCUGUGUAUUACUAACAUUCCCUCAUUCCUCACCGAAGAACAAGUUAUUGAACUUCUGGCUGCCUUUGGCAAGCCCAAAGCUUUUGUCUUGGUGAAAGACCAGAGCACCGAAGAAUCCAGGGGAAUCGCGUUUACCGAAUACCUUGAGCCUUCCUCAGCAAAUGAGCCUGCUCUGAACAGCCUAAACGGAAUGGAUGUCGGUGGCAAGAAGCUCAAGGUGACAAAAGCCAGCAUUGGACCUACCCAGGUUGCCAAUUUCGACGUGGGCAUCACUGCUAUUAGUGGCCUCGCCUCUCAGACAUCUAAUGAUAUUGAGAGGAGCUCUGUUAUUCAGCUUCUGAAUAUGGUCACUCCUGAGGAGCUGAUAGACAACGACGACUAUGAAGAAAUCUGCGAAGAUGUCCAAGAUGAGUGUGCCAAAUUCGGCAAAGUCGUGGAGCUCAAGGUCCCUAGACCAUCUGGCGGUAGCAGACAAUCUGCCGGCGUAGGCAAGAUCUACGUAAAGUAUGAUUCGGAAGAGUCAGCCACCAAAGCUCUUACUGCUCUCGCUGGUAGAAAGUUUGCCGACAGGACCGUUGUGGCAACUUAUUUCCCAGAGGAAAACUUUGAAGUGGGCGCUUGGUAAAGACAGUGUAAUAUUUAGGCGAAAUAGUUUAAUAGCUUGUGACAGUCACAUCUGCAGCCAUGGGAAUUAUUAUGGGGACUUUGGUUAAAGGGCGAAAUUGUUGCAGAUAUACGUCAACGCAUUUUGUUCCAACGUAAAAUCAUGGGCUUGAAAUAAGAAAAAAAGGCUAUGGCGUUUGUGUGUUUUGCUUGGCUGUGGUUGCGAAGAACAAACACGGAAUCAAAUCUCAGAUGGUAAGCGACGUUGGAAUGCCAUUGUCUCAUUAUUUUUACUAUGGUUCUAUCGCUAUAAUAUGUUGAUUCUAUAAUCGUCUGUAUGAUUUGUAUUAGCAAUAUGUCUCAUCAAACAGUCUUUAGAUAAGAAUAGAUGAGAGGAAAAGCGCUUGGAUC
Messenger RNA from Trichoderma atroviride IMI 206040, 2587 nucleotides. RefSeq lists its product as uncharacterized. Lineage: Eukaryota; Fungi; Ascomycota; Sordariomycetes; Hypocreales; Hypocreaceae. Gene Ontology annotation, biological process: mRNA processing. Gene Ontology annotation, cellular component: nuclear speck; U2-type prespliceosome; nucleus. The record is from RefSeq and is a predicted model, not a curated record. Gene Ontology annotation, molecular function: pre-mRNA 3'-splice site binding; poly-pyrimidine tract binding.